GCUGCUGUUCCACUCGCUACAUCCAGAGUUAGCAAGAUGAGCGGAUCAGAAGGUAAAAAGGGCUCUUCCUCCGGUGUGAUGGAGUGGAUCGGUUCAGCUUGUCGGUUUGCGACAGACAGAAACGACUUCAGAAGGAAUCUUCUGGUCAACCUGGGCCUGUUUGCAGCUGGUGUCUGGGUUGCACGAAAUCUCUCCGAUUUUGACCUGAUGUCUCCUCAGCCCGUGACAUAACCUGGUCAAAAUACACCACAGCCAAAACCAGGAUGAUGGUGUCUUGGACCAGCAAAAAA
Micropterus salmoides (largemouth bass) is the source of this 290-nucleotide messenger RNA. It is a transcript of the gene tomm6, whose product is annotated as translocase of outer mitochondrial membrane 6 homolog (yeast). The transcript has 3 exons. NCBI's taxonomy places the organism in Eukaryota, Metazoa, Chordata, Actinopteri, Centrarchiformes, Centrarchidae. The coding region runs from base 37 to 231 and encodes 64 amino acids. The record is from RefSeq and is a predicted model, not a curated record. Gene Ontology annotation, cellular component: mitochondrial outer membrane translocase complex.